This is a messenger RNA of Knipowitschia caucasica, 4647 nucleotides long. The record is from the annotation of a GenBank genome assembly. Lineage: Eukaryota; Metazoa; Chordata; Actinopteri; Gobiiformes; Gobiidae.
AUGGCUUUGCUGCCACUGAUAUUACUGAUGCUGCGUUGCAUGAGCUGCAGUGGUGCCAACUACAGACAGAAGAGGGAAUGGCUCAUCCCCGCAAUUAUGCUAAAGGAAAACCAAAACUACAUGAACUCCAGCCACAUCGCAAGGAUUCGCUCUGACAAGGACAUCACUGAGCCGUUGUUUUACUCUCUGCGUGGAGCCGGUGCAGACAAAAGGCCGUACAACAUCUUCUUUGUGGACGAGAAAAAGGGGCUGGUGUACGUCCGAGGAGUUCUGGACCGAGAGAAGAUAGAGAUGUAUACGCUGACAGGAGAGGCCCGCUUCGCUAACAACACUUUAGCCGAGAGCAUCACUCUGCGGUUUAUGGUGGAGGACGUGAAUGACAACGCUCCAGUGUUCGCCAGUGUGCCUCCUACGUCAGUGAACGAGAGUAGCCCCGCAGGAACUUUUGUGACGACAUUCUCUGCAGAUGACAAAGAUAAAGCAGGGACUCCGAAUGCUAUGGUCAACUAUACCAUUAUCAAACAGGAGCCUGCGGAGGACAAACAUCAUUUCUACAUUGACGAAACCACUGGAUCUAUCUACGUCAAAGAAGACUUGCUAGACAGAGAGAGGCAGGACUCCUACACACUCACAGUUAAAGGAGUCGACUUGGCUGGCGCUCCAAAUGGAAAAUCCGGAACAGGUACAAUUGAAAUAAAAGUGCUGGACAUCAAUGACAACGUCCCCACACUGGAGAAGGACACGUAUAAUGCAGAAAUCAAGGAGAAUGUUGCCAAUGAGGAGGUGAUGAGGAUCAAAGCUGUGGAUCAAGAUCUGAAGCCCACAGAUAACUGGCUUGCUGUGUUUGACAUAGUGUCUGGAAAUGAGGACGGAAUAUUCAGCAUCAAAACUGAUCCAGACACCAAUGAAGGCAUCCUCAUGUUAGAAAAACCAGUGAACUUUGAGAUGAACCCCGACAUCCAACUUGGCAUUGUCGUGGCCAACGCCGCUCCAGGGGUGGGGCCAGCUGACGGCGGACUGGACCUUGGACUGGACCUCGGGCUGGACAUGGGUGGAGGAGGGGAAGGGGGAGGAGAGGGAGAGGGGGAUGGGGGAGGAGACGGUGGGGGAGACGGUGGGGGAGACGGGGGAGGAGACGGUGGGGGAGACGGGGGAGGAGAUGGAGAGGGGGAAGGCGGCGGUGGGGGAGGUUUGGAUUUGGGAGCAGGAGGAGCAGGAGGAGCAGGAGGAGCAGUAGGGGCGUCGGGAGCAUCGGGAACAUCAGGAGGUCCAGGACCAGCUGGAGGGUUAGGGUUAGGGGCACCUGGACCAAAUCUUGGGCUUGGGGCUGGAGCUAAAGGAAAGCCACAACAAAGAUGGCCGAAGAAAAAGAAAAGAAAACCAAAAGGUAAAGUGUAUGCAGUGAACGUUGUGGUGAAAGAUGAGCAAGAGAGCGAUUCCUUCGAACCAGCAGUACUGAACGUCCGAGUGUCGGAGAAUCCUGAUGAUCUGCCAAAGAACGGGGUCAUAGCAAUGUACCCCGCCAUAAACGCAGACACUGGAAAACCAUCUGAGAACGUCAAUUAUGCCAAAGUAUUGGACCCUGAAAACUUAUUGCUGAUCGACCCUACUACAGCAGAGAUCAAACUUCAGAAAGCUCCGGACAGAGAGUCUCCGUUUGUGGUCAAUGGGACUUACAUUGCCAAGAUCAUCAGUAUAACAAAGGACGUGCCCUCACAGACUUCUACAGGGACCAUAGCUCUGCGCGUCCAGGACACUAAUGAUAAUUGCCCCUCGCUGACCUCAGCGGUGGAGCACAUCUGCUCAGACGUCCAGGAUGUGCUGAUCACAGGAAAGGACCUGGACGGACCCCCAAACGGAGCCCCAUUCACUUUCAAGCUAGUUCCAGAGAGGAGCCGAGGGGAGUGGGAGAUCCAGCCCAUAGACGAUACCAAUGCCAACCUGCAUGCCCUGUCUUCGCUGUGGCCUGGGGAGUAUGAAGUGGUGAUCCUGGUUUACGACCAGCAGGGUCUGUCCUGUCCGGAGCCCCAGACUCUGAAGGUUCAGGUGUGCUUGUGUGAGGGGAGCGAGAGCUGCAGCGGAGGCGCUGUCCGAGCUGCGACGGCCGCAGAAGAGCCUGAGCUGGGUAUCGCAGGCCUGGGGGCUGCAGCCGUGCUGCUGGCUCUGCUUGCUCUGCUCAUCGCCGCUGCACUGCUGACCACCUGUCAGUCUGGAUCGACUCCCGCUGGAUUUUUAGAGAUUCCUUUUUUCAAUGAAGAUCACCUCAUGGUCUAUCACACAGAAGGCCAAGGAGAGGCUAAGGAAUUUCCUCUGCUCAGCUCUCCUGUUCACAUGGCAGCAGCAUCGAACGGGAUUUCUCAGCACGUGAUCACUUCCAAGUCGGUCAGGACCACAGCUGCAGCCAACACCUUCUCUGCUUUUGGCGGACACAUGAAUACAUACGAAGCCGGUGGGGGGUUCGGCAGUUGCGCAAGGAUACAGAAGAGCAGUUUCGGGGAUUCAGAGCAGAGCCACGGAGAUGCGUCUGCGAUGGCUGAGGAGAGGUUUCGAGUUCAAAGCUUCGCUCUACCUGAUGUGUUUCUCCAUCAGUUCUAUGCAGAAAAGUCCAAUGAUACUGCUUUGAAGGAGAGCACGCGGGACAGCCUGUUGGUUUACCAGUUCGAAGGUCGAGGCUCUGCAGCGGGAUCCAUCGGCUCCUGCAGCUUCAUGGAUACUGAUGAAGAUAUUGAUUUCUUUGAAAACUUGGGGCUCAAGUUCAAAAGGCUGGCUGAGAUCUGUGCUCCAACUAUGCCUCUCUCUCCUGCAUCCAACACAACACUGGCCAGACCUAUUCCUCCUUCAGCAUCUCCAAGUCCACGAUCGCCCAACAUGCAAGGCUACGUGCUGCUCAAUAAUGGUUUGGAAUCCAUGGAGCACUUAGUUUAUCCAGGGCCACAGGCGAUGCCACUCGGACGGAGACAGAACAGAAUCUGCAGAGACCUAGAGAAGAACCAAGACCUGCAGGACCGGGAGAUAAGACAAGCCUUGAGAUCCGUGGAGAGGGCAGUCAUGGCAGGCUGCUCCCGUCGACAGGUGCUGCUGGUGCUGCUGAUGGUCUUUCUGACGCUGGCUGUGUUACUGCUCUACAGUGAAUCAGCAAAACCACAGAAGAGGAAGAAGAGAGAAUGGAUCAUCCCUCCGUCCAAACUGAAGGAGAACCAUGACUACACAAAAAAAGAGUACAUCGCAAAGAUCCGCUCUGACAGGGACAGAGGCCAAAAAGUGGAAUACUUCCUGACUGGAGCGGGCGCCGACAAACCUCCGUACAAUUUGUUUGUGGUCGACCACGACACGGGCUAUGUGACGAUCAGAGGUGUGCUGGACCGAGAGAAGACCCCAUCCUACAACCUCACAGGACUGGCUAAGUUUUUGAACGGCUCCAAGGCAGAGGACGACAUUCCACUCACAGUCAUAGUUCUGGAUGAAAACGACAACGCUCCGUACUUUGAGCUGCAAACAGGAAGCGUUCCAGAAUCAAGUGCACCGGGGACGGUGGUCAUGACGAUCCAGGGAAAAGAUGAUGAUGACCCCAACACCAUAAACUCAAAGCUGCAUUACUCCAUCGUGAGCCAGGAGCCCGCGGGGGAGCACAUGUUCACCAUCGAUGCCAACACGGGAGAGCUGAAAGUGAAAGAGCGCACACUGGACAGAGAGAUGCACGACUUUUACAAGCUGGUGAUCGAGGGCAAAGACAUGGCCGGAGGUCCAGGGUGUCUCACGGGCACCGGCACCGUGGAGGUCCACAUCUCGGACAUCAACGACAACGUCCCCACUCUAGAGAAGGAUGCGUACGCAGGCUCAGUGGACGAGAACAUUUAUGAUGUGGUGGUGAUGAGGAUCAAAACUCAUGACAAGGACCUGGAGCCCACCGACAACUGGCGCGCGGUUUUCACUAUCACUAAAGGCAACGAGGACAACAUCUUUUCCAUAGAAACUGACAAUGUAACCAACGAAGGAAUCCUGAAACUUAUCAAGCCUAUAGAUUUCGAAGAGGUUCAGACCUUGGAUUUGGACCUGCUGAUCGAGAAUGUGGCUCCAUUUGUGGUGGGAAGUGCGGUGGUGAUGGACGUGGACGUUCAGGUGGGGGAGGGGGUAGGAGGGGGAGUCGCAGGGGGCGGACUCGACAUGGAUAUGGGCAUGGGGGUCAAUAUGAACGCUGGCUUGGGCGCUGGCUUGGGCAUUGACAUGGACGCAGACUUGGACGCAGACUUGGACGUAGACUUGGACGCAGACUUGGAUGCCAAUUUGGGGGGAGGACCUGAUGUCGGCGUGGGGAUAAAUGCAGGACUUAAGCCUGACCUAAGUCUUGGGCCAGGGGGAGGACCAGGUAUCGGAGUAGGCAUUGGGGGUGGACUCAACCCUGAUGGCCAUUUGGGACCACAGGGACCUGGCAAGAAACCAAGGCCUAAGAAAAAAAAACCUAAGAAAAAGAGACCGAGUUACCCCAUCCACAUUGCAGUGAACAAUUUGCCAGAGGGAUCAGAGUUUGUGCCGGGGACCAAAGACGUGCCAAUUUCGGAGGAUCCUGACAAAAACCUGGACGAUGUCAUCACCACGUACACUGCAAUCGAUCCUGACACUGGAAAGAUAGCGGAUGAUGUCACGUAA